Messenger RNA from Mus caroli (Ryukyu mouse), 8250 nucleotides. It is a transcript of the gene Fam199x, whose product is annotated as family with sequence similarity 199, X-linked. NCBI's taxonomy places the organism in Eukaryota, Metazoa, Chordata, Mammalia, Rodentia, Muridae. The record is from RefSeq and is a predicted model, not a curated record.
AGUGGGCGGGGCGGCCGGGCCGGGCGGCGGCGCCGCAGUGACUCGUCGGGCUUGGCGGCGGCGGCGGCUUCCGAGGUUUCAGAGGAGCGGACUGUGUGGUCUGUGGGCUGCUGCGGCCUCGCAGCGACCUUUGUGCAGAGCCCUCCCCUCCUCGGGCGGCUGCGGUGGGCACACUCGGGGGCGGCGGCCACCGCGGCCAGGUUAGCGUGGGGGAAGGGGCGAGUGCCAGAGUAGCCCAUCUGCAGCCAGUGAGACCGAGCCGGCCCAUCUCCCACCAUGUCCGACGAGGCGUCGGCCACCACUUCCUAUGAGAAGUUUUUAACCCCAGAGGAGCCCUUCCCUUUCCUAGGAGCUCCUCGCGGGGUGGGCACCUGCCCCAGCGAGGAACCUGGCUGCCUGGACAUCAGCGACUUCGGCUGCCAGCUCUCCUCCUGCCAUCGCACGGAUCCGCUCCACCGGUUUCACACCAACAGGUGGAACCUCACGUCCUGUGGUACAAGUGUCGCAAGCUCUGAAUGUAGUGAGGAGCUGUUCUCAUCAGUUUCUGUUGGAGAUCAAGAUGACUGCUAUUCCCUGUUAGAUGAUCAAGACUUCACUUCUUUUGACUUGUUCCCCGAGGGAAGUGUCUGCAGUGAUGUCUCCUCAUCUAUCAGCACGUACUGGGAUUGGUCAGAUAGUGAAUUUGAGUGGCAGUUACCAGGCAGUGACAUUGCCAGUGGAAGCGAUGUGCUUUCUGACGUCAUACCCAGUAUUCCAAGUUCACCUUGCCUGGUUUCUAAAAAGAAAAACAAGCACCGGAAUCUAGAUGAGCUUGCUUGGAGUGCGAUGACAAAUGAUGAGCAGGUGGAAUAUAUUGAGUAUCUGAGCCGUAAAGUCAGUACUGAGAUGGGCCUCCGGGAGCAACUUGACAUUAUUAAAAUCAUUGAUCCUUCUGCUCAGAUCUCCCCUACGGACAGUGAGUUCAUUAUUGAACUUAACUGUCUCACAGAUGAAAAACUAAAGCAGGUCAGAAACUAUAUCAAGGAGCAUAGCCUUCGUCAGCGGCCUACAAGGGAGGCCUGGAAGAGAAGCAACUUCAGCUGUGCAAGCACCAGCGGAGUGAGCGGUGCCAGCGCCAGUGCCAGUGCCAGUGCCAGCAGCAGCAGUGCCAGCAUGGUCAGUUCUGCAAGCAGCAGUGGGUCCAGUGUUGGAAACUCUGCUUCAAACUCCAGUGCCAACAUGAGUCGAGCACACAGUGACAGCAACCUGUCUGCAAGUGCAGCAGAGCGGAUUCGGGAUUCAAAAAAGCGAUCCAAGCAGCGAAAGCUCCAGCAGAAGGCCUUCCGCAAGAGGCAGCUGAAGGAGCAGAGGCAGGCGCGGAAGGAGAGGCUCAGUGGGCUCUUCCUCAAUGAAGAGGUGCUCUCCUUGAAAGUGACUGAGGAAGACCAUGAAGCAGAUGUUGAUGUUUUGAUGUAAUAGGGUGAAUCCAUCAGUGUUCCUUUGAAGCGUUAUUCUCUCUUCAUUAGUUUACAUUCAUCUUGACCAAACUUUUGGUUAGGGUUGUGCUGAUGUACCAUUAAUAAUUUAGGCCAGUGGUUUUCAGAGAGUAGCCCCAGCACCCUCAGCUCUCAGCAUCCUGAAAAGACCUUAGAAUUGUGUUUGGGCCCCAUUCCAGAGCCACAGGCAGUGUGGAUUUGGAGCAGCACUGUGGUUUAACUAACGCCAGAUUAUUCUCAUGCACAUUCUCAUUUAAGGACCACUGGUAAAUGUCUUAACUACUUUAACUUUAUGGUGAUUAAGUAGGCUUUUCAAAGACUGCUAUAUUUACAGUUUGGGAAACUUCAGAGUACUGACAUCAAGGAGUUCAUUUUGUCGGUCUACAUUUAGGGCCCGUAAUUCAGUUGUCUUCUUAAGGGUAAGAUUUUUUAAGUUUGCUUUUUCAAAGGGGCCAUGGUAUAAUUCUUAGUUCCUAGGGGCAAAGCUGUUUCGAGGUGAGGGUGCACACAAGGUAUGCAUUGCUGUUUACAAUAGUGCCUUCAUUAGGUUUAGUUCUCUUUUCACGAAUUAUGAAUGCACAGGUAUAAAAAAGGGCCCUAAUCUUUUUCCAAUUAGAUGUGAGUUGCUUUGUUUUUUUCUACUUUAUGUCAAGUGAGAAUCAUUUCCGCUACUACUGAGAAGUAAUGCUACGUUAGUGAAAUUUUAGACUUAACGUUGUGUUGACUAAGUUUCAAGUGGAGAUUCCAGUUAGGCAAUGAUACCAAUCAAACUUUCCUGUUGUAGCCUUAACGUUAAGGCUGUCAAAGAAUCUCCAAACUAGAACGUUUAUCUGUUCCUCUCUAUCAAAAAUUUUUAAUGUAGUAUAUCUCAAUUUUAUAUGUUUGACGUGUGGACAGGUUGAUGUUUCAAAUUAACUGACAGACCACUUGGAGUGCAACAAACUUUAGAGACUGCUGUGGGUAUAUAAAGCAGUAUGCUAUAGAAAACACCUUUGUUGGUGCCUAGUAGGACUCUUAAGUCUAAAUGUGAAAUCAUGGAGUUUUUGAAAUCAUGUUUUCAAAGAAUUCGUUACCAUGACCUUUUCUUGUAUGUGUCUUUGAGCAUUGGCUUGGGCUAGAGAAGAUACAAACUGAGACUACUGACAAUCAAUUUGUUUUCUGACUUUCAUGAUUUUCACUUUUACUCUUGCAUCUCAGAAGCAAACUACAAUCUUUUGAAAAGGCCACAGAGUUCAGAGGUUAAUAGAGUUUCAACAUCAUUUAACUUUAGUUCUUCAAAGAGAUUAACAACUUAAAAUUCUUAAUUUUUAGUUGCUGUAAGGGCUUAAAUUUUACCGAAUUAAAAAGUGAAGUUUUAGUCCUGGUAUGUUGACAGACACCUUUAAUCCUAGUGUUCUGGAGGCUGAGGUGAGGAUUUGUAAGUUCAAAGCAAGCCUAGGCUACAUAGUGCUACUAAAAUUUUCUAUACAUUUAAAAUUUUUUAAAUUUUAUUUUGUUUCUUUGAAGGUUAUAGAAUUGAAACUGAGGGUAAAAAUUAGUACCUUGCAGCAUUGCUGAGGCCUGUGGUCGGGCUGUAACUUUUGAAUGCCUACUAAGAUCAGAAUUUAAAAUGCUACGAAGAUAAAAGCGUGAAUAUGUGUGCUUUCAGUUACAGUAGUAUUUCUGACUUUCCUCCUACCUCCUUUGGUACUCCAUCUUAGUUUAAAGGGACCAAAGAGAUUUUGGGGUCAGAUCCUAGAAUACUUAAUAAAGAAUGUACGCAGUUUUCCCUUUAAGUACAGAAAUAGAAAAAGAAGAGAAGCAAAUACAUCUAAACUGUCUGCCUUCCCUUAGUCAUAGCAAAAUCCCACAGAGGAAAUAAUCUGCAUGUUCUUCCUAUUCUCUACGGAAGGUGGGCCACAUUGAGAUACAGGGCAACAUUUAUCCAUCACCCACUUGCAAACUAUUUGUUUGUUGAUGCUCAGUAAAAGAAAAUCCAAAACUGGUUCAGGAUGUAACUUAAGACUAGUGUCUCUAUUCUCCCAAAAAUCACCAAGUCUUCUUAACAUAGAUUUAACUUAAGUCACCAUUGAGUAAGUUUACCAAAGUGCCAUGGGCAGAUUUUAAAUGUCUAUAAAGGUUUGAGUAUUUAUAGAAGUAUGACAUGAAAUUUUCUGUAAGUCCAGAUUCACUCUAUAUGUUAGAACUGGAAUGUAAAGUGUCGAUUUGGUGGAGUUUGAAAAUACUGCUUUCAUUUAAAAAAAAAUGUGGGACUCCUAGAGUUGUUUAUGAUCUAAGAGAGAGAGAGAGAGAGGAAGAGAGAGAGAGAGAGAGAUUAAAAUCUUUCUCCUUCCCUCCAAAACAAACUAUCGCAAAAGGGCAAAAGUCUCUUUGAGCCUUUGUUAUCAGUGCUCUGUUAUCUGUUAGGAUGUUUCAUGUAGAUAAUCCAGAGAGAAUUGUUGAAAUAGGUAGUAAUUUAUUAAAUCUGGUAUCUCCACGAGGUAUAUUUAAAACAACUUCAAGUCAGCAUCUUUUUUUCCCUUUUCAGUGGAAAACCUACCUAAUCAGUUAAUUAAAAGGAAAAAUCAGGGAAAUGCAGAUCAAAAGUGUUGAGUCGGUUCUACUCCAGUAACAAUGGCUAUCUGUCAUCAAGAAAAGCAAAAAAAAUACUGGUGAGAAGAGAGGAUAGAAGGAAUCUGUAUGUACUGCUAGCGAUAGUACAAACUGUCUGUAGCAGUGGAUACCUGUAUGGGAGUUCUUUUUAAAAAAUAAAUUACAAGUGGAAGUAUCUUAUGAUGGAGCUAUAUCAUCCUUUGGUAUAUGCUGAAAGUAAACGAACUCAGCAUAUGACAGGGAUUUGUGUGUGCCCUUCCAUGUCUAUUACAGUACUGCUCCCAAUAGCCAAUAAAUGAAUACCCAUCAGCAGGUGGAUAGAUAAAUAAAAUGUAACAUAGAUACAUAGCAGAGCUGUAUUCAGCCAUAAUGAAGACAGGAAUUAUGUCACUUGCAAGAAAAGAGAUGGAACUAGACAGAGAUCAUGUUAAGCAAAGCAAGGCAGAUUCAGAAACACAAACAUUGCAUUUUUUGUACAAGUGGAAUCUAGAUUUAAUAAAAUGAAACACAUGAAACUAGAAUAGGAUACUGUGUGGGAAGAGGAAAGGCUCUGGUGAAAAGGGGAGCAAAAAAAUGGUGGGUGUAGAUGAUGGAAGUAUAAAUAUGUAUGGAUAAAUAAAUGGAAGAAUAGAAGUCCAGAUUUUGUUCCAGUGUUGGUUAUCUUCUGUCCACAACUGACAGUGGAGUGAAUAAGUCUCCUUUUCAUAGAUUUAUCCAGAGACAUUUUAUUAGAGAUCUUGUAAGAGUGUGUCAGUCCUUAUUACAGCUUUUAAAAGCGUGAACAAUGAAUUAAGCAAAAUGGCAUGUAUUUUUAUACAGUUUUGCAAAUGUUUAAAGGAAGGUGUUGUUUUAGAAUGUCAUAAGUUGUAAAGGGCUAGUUUAUUCUAUCUUUCCAAGUACUUAAAGUCAAAUGACACUUUUUCUUCAUUCUUUGAUAGAUAGUGACAGUUUAGUUGACUUCCUCUGUUGUUUGGGUAAGUUAGACAUUUCUGAAUUAAGUCCCAGAAGCUGAUUUAUAAAAAAAAAAAAAUGACCUAUAGAGUGGGUAGAUAUCUCAUUUUUCCCUAGGUUUUAAAAAGUGGUAAAUUCCCUCAAAAAGGAAAAAUUAUAUAAAACUAUUGUAUAAAGGUAUCCUGAUUCUGAUGAGCUUUAAACAUUGUAAAAUUUAUUAUAUAUCUUUAUAUUUAAGCCAAAAAUGUUACAACAUAAACUCUAUAGCAGUCUUUUUGAUUUAGGUUCUCUUAGCAGGCUUUUUUUGUUCAUGGCUUCUCUGUAGCCUCAUGUGCCUUAAUGGUGGUGAACGUUGCCAUUUGCAUCUAUAUAAGGCUUUCUCAAAAUCAAAUAAUCAGAAUGUUAUCAUUUGGUUCAUAUAAUGCUCAUGGUGUUUGGAUAUUAGUAAAACUUAUCAAUCAGUAGUAAUAGGUAUAAAACAAAAUAAAUACCUUCAGAUCUUGGACUCAUUUGCUUAAAACUAGUUUUGAUCCACCAGAUUAAUGAAGGGCCUUGCACUUACAUAAAUUUUGCUUAAUAUAUUUUUCCCACUGAAAAAAUAUCUGAGUCAAGGAUACUCUUUUAUUUCGUUUUUCUUUUUGGAACAAGGUCUCCCUAUACGUUCUAGGCUAGCCUUGAACUUGUUGCCCAGGCUGAUCUGGAACUUGUGAUCUUUCUCCUUAGCUUCCUGGGUUUUGGGGACCCAGACGUGCCUGGGGAAUAUAUCUUUUUAAACUGAUAAAACCUGAGUUUUAUCAGGAAAGAAAAUGUUUAGGGUCUGUACAGAAACACUUGAAGAGCCAAGAUUAUAUAGAAAGGUGUUUCUUCUGUUAACUUUAAGGAUUCUUCGGAUUCGUUUUGUAAUCGUUGGGGCACCCUAUUCUGCUUGGUUUAACAAAUUACCUCUUUGUACUGUCUUCAAGAAUUCUCGGGAAUUGAUGGAGGGUAAAGUUAGUUUGGGUUGCUGAUAGUAUAGUUCGUUUGUGUUCAAUAGUAGUAUUGAUGUUGAAUGCACUGGCAUUUGACUUAUUUAAAUUAGAGAUAAAUUCCAUAUUUAAAGAGACUAUUAGGAAAUAAAUCAUUGAGCAAAAAUCUAAUAAUGAUAGCUUUGCAGUAGAUUUAAGUUUGGUAAAAUUUAUCUCAGAUUUGAACGUUAUUAGGUAAGAAGCCUUUGAGGCAUUUUGAGCUAGGCAUUUCUGUCAGUAUAUAAUUUGGAAGAUAGUCCUUGAAACAUUUGAAUUUGGUCUCUGAAAAAUAAUUUAUGUUCUCUAUGAGACUUAAAAGGAACUCUGGCAAUUCCUGUAACUGGCUGUUAAGAAUGAGGAAGCUGCACAGCAUAGCUCAAGAUCACUACAAUUAAAUUUCCAUUUCUUAAAUACAAAGAUUUGCUUGCAGCUCACUGCCCAAAUAUUUUUUGAAUUGAGGUUAUUGAUAUUUUAGCUUAAACCAGACAAUGGCAAAUUGCAUUUUAAUUUGACAUUCAUUGCCAAACUCAGAAAAACCAGUGUGAUCUUUUCUGAUGUCAAUAUGUAGUAAUUUUUCUCUAUUGUCAGCUUUCUUCAAUUACAUCUUGGUGGUGAAUGGAACUUGUGGAAAUCUGUGUUCUUUUUUGUGGGAAUGGAUGGGAUGGAAAAGGGAAGAAUUGCUUAAUUAAUGAAUAUCCGUUUUGACUAUGUCAAUGUAAAUGUGGAAUUACCGUGUGCCGAUGACAGGUACACACUUAAGUUAGCUGAAUUGUUCAGAAGGACAGCCAUGGCUUGUUCUGUGCAGUUGCUUGUUUAAAUUGAAGCUGAUCUCUUGUGUUCGUUUACGUUGAGAUUUCAAGGCUUUUGGAAAAUGGGGCUGAUAGUGUCUCUUCCUGUAGUAGGUGAAUUUAAUUUCCUGUUUUCCUGUUUAGAUUUAAAAAAUACAUAAAUCUUUGUGUUGGCAAUUUAAUAGUACUGUUACCAAAAGAAGUUAAUAAUAAUCACAAAUACACAUAAAACACCUCAUAGAUGGUUAAGAGUUGCAAAUUGUGGGACUUUCUGCUCCCCUUCUUUUCAAAAAGUAGUUCUGUAGAAUCAAUAUAACCAAAGCAAGUAGGAAGUUGACUGGUUUGGAGGAUCUACAAGUAGUCUUAGAUACUGUAAAGUAUCAGAUUGUCAACCAGGACUUUUUUCCUGUAUUCCUGUGAAACGUAUUCUGAAUUACUGCACUUUUGUAUAUACGACAGUCCCCUGUACAUUCUCUAAUUCCCUACAGUGUAUAUAAAACCUGGCUGGUUUUUCUUGAAGCUGUGUGAGGGGAUACCAAUAGUUAUAAUACAAUUGGUUUCUAUUUUGAGUUUCUUUUUGCACAUGAAAAUAUUUUAGCAGGUAUAUCUAAAUGAGUUUGGGUGGUUGUAACGUAAGCUGGCUAUGUGAUGGAGCUGCUUUUUGAACCUAGUGUCAGAAUUAGGAGUCACUUUAGUUAUUAAGAAUUUUGGUACUCAUACUAUACUGAGUCCAUCUCUUUCACUGCUCCUUAUAACUUUAUACUCAAAAUCAGCUUCUUUCAAAGUUUCAUCCCAGAAUAAUUACUACUAACAGAGAAUUGCCGUUUUCUUUGGUUCACAGUUUGAUUAGACUUUAUAAACUUGUUUUGUGAGGGUCUCAGUUUCCCAGAAGUCAUGAGCAAAACUAACUUUCUGAAGAGAUCAGAUUUCUAGAGAGAUUAUCAUUCACACAGUAAGUGAAAAUUAGGUCAAAGUUUUGUUGACAGAAAUGAUGUAUUUUCCUUAAAAGAUUCUGCUGUAGAAUCUUUUAAAGUUAAGUUUCCAGAAAUGGAAUGUCUAUGAUUGGUUGUAUGUAUAGAUUCAGGUGCUGUUCUGGGUUUUGUGUGUAGGGUUGUUUUUUUGUUUUGGGUUUUUUCUUUCUUUCUUUUGUUUUUUGUUUUUCUUGGGCUUUGGGGUUUUUUGAUCACCAAUUUUGGUUUUGCCGCUAGAGGGACAUCAGUGAUUCUUCUUUGGAAAAAUCUUAGCUGUUUUUUGGUUUUUGUUUUUGUUUUUUACUUUCAUAGAUUGGCAGGACUUAUUCUCAAAAUGUUUUGUGUGAGUAAAUAUGUUCAUUUAUUAGUCAACGGUAGAUUAAUUAAGCUUGUUUAAUGAAGAAGGCAGUCAUUCUUGCAGUCUGUAACCUUUUGUUUUUAAUAAAUGUGAGUUAAAUACGAAGUAAAA